CGGCGCCUCUCCUCUCCGGUCAGACACACCUCCACCGAAUUGGGGCAUCUCAUUCUCCCUUCUUUCUCUCCGGCGUCGGAGAAUCAGAAAUUUACUUCUCCCACCCUCCGCCGAGUGGAUUAACUGGAUCAUUACGCACUGCUACGGAUAUGGAUCCUCGUCAAUUCGAAGACAUCGUUGUUGAUGAUAAGGAUAUUCACAGCAUUGUAAUGUCAUAUCUUCUGCACAACUGCUUCAACGAAACUGCAGACUCACUUGCUUCUUGUACUGGAGUUAAACAACUUGCAGUUGAUAGUGAUAAUAUCGAGAGAAGAAAACAAAUCAUACAUUUUAUACUGGAGAGGAAGGCAAUGAAGGCUAUUGAACUUACUGAGCAACUAGCACAAGACUUGCUUGAGAAAAACAAGGAUUUGCACUUCGAUCUUCUAUGCCUUCAUUUUGUGGAGCGUGUCUGUGCUGGGAAUACCCGGGAAGCUCUUGACUUUGCUCGUACAAGAUUGACUCCUUUUGGGGAGGUCCAAAAUUAUGUAGGAAAGCUUGAAGACGCAAUGGCAUUGUUAGCUUAUGAAGACCCUGGGACAUCCCCAAUGUUCCAUCUCUUGAGCCCUGAACACCGACAACAGGUUGCCGAUAAUCUGAACCGCACAAUUCUUGAACAUACAAACCAGCCAAGCUACACACCAAUGGAAAGGAUCAUACAACAGGCGACAGUUGUGAGACAAUACUUGACUGAGGAGAAUGGCAAAGAUGCAUUUCCUCCAUUCUCUUUGAAGGAUUCUCUCAAAGGCUAAGAUUGGAGGACGACUGCAAAGUUUGCUAGGAGGAGGAUAUGCUAAGCAUUGUCAUGUAAAUACCAAAAGGCUUGCUCAUCUCCAUUGUUUAAAUCUGUCUUCAUCUCCAGCAAACAUGGAGACAAGGUUAGUCUUCCAUGGCCACUGGAGAGAUUUCGGUUUGCUGUUGCAGGUCAUCAAUAUGUGAAGGACAUAAUCGGUUUGGUUCGGUUUGGUUCAAUUCUCUACCAGAAAAUUGUCUCUUCAACUUUGUGCUAGUUUGGUCGAUAAAUCUGUGAUCCAUAUCCUUGCGAAACAUUUUUAACUUUGUAACUAUCGUUUAUGUUUUGAUAUUCAA
Capsella rubella is the source of this 1128-nucleotide messenger RNA. RefSeq lists its product as uncharacterized. The record is from RefSeq and is a predicted model, not a curated record. Lineage: Eukaryota; Viridiplantae; Streptophyta; Magnoliopsida; Brassicales; Brassicaceae. Gene Ontology annotation, cellular component: cytoplasm. The transcript has 7 exons. Gene Ontology annotation, biological process: cytoskeleton organization; cell surface receptor signaling pathway. Gene Ontology annotation, molecular function: protein binding. The coding region runs from base 150 to 791 and encodes 213 amino acids.